Messenger RNA from Olea europaea var. sylvestris, 880 nucleotides. Its product is annotated as putative phosphatidylglycerol/phosphatidylinositol transfer protein DDB_G0282179. Gene Ontology annotation, biological process: intracellular sterol transport. NCBI's taxonomy places the organism in Eukaryota, Viridiplantae, Streptophyta, Magnoliopsida, Lamiales, Oleaceae. The record is from RefSeq and is a predicted model, not a curated record. The transcript has 4 exons. The coding region runs from base 98 to 568 and encodes 156 amino acids. Gene Ontology annotation, molecular function: sterol binding.
UGUUCGGCGAGACCAUCCAUAACAAGCAUUCAGUCACUUUCUUUUCAACCAGAAGCCAUCUCUCUCUUUCUCUCUCUAAAUUAAUCAAGGAGUAGCCAUGGUUCAGUUGAAGCCUCUUACUGCUCUUCUUUUCUCGCUUUGUCUGCUUUUACCUUGGAUUUCUGCUAAGUCCACCGACGUUCACUACUGCAAUAAGAAGGCUAACUACGAUGUUAAGGUCAGUGGAGUCGAGAUAACUCCUUUCCCUAUUUCUAGAGGCAAAGAGACCACCUUCAGCAUUGCUGCAUCUUCUGAUAGGGCAUUCUCUGGUGGGAAACUUACAAUUGAUGUUUCAUAUUUUGGAUUUCAUGUCCAUGGUGAGACCCAUGACCUCUGUGCAAAGACGGCCUGUCCAGUUUCUGUGGGUGAUUUUGUGAUUUCGCAUUCCCAAUCUUUACCUGGAAUUACCCCACCCGGUUCGUACACUCUUAAAAUGUCAAUGGUGGAUGAGAACAAGAAGCAAUUGACUUGCAUUACUUUCUACUUCAGCAUUGGGCUUACGGCAUCAGAAACUUUGGCUUCCAGUUAAGUGCUCUCGAGGAUUCGCUCCAUCGAAUUCCAGGCUUUAGAUGUAAAUAAAAAGUUUCUAUUCCUGAUGGAAUAAACCUCGUAUCUGUCAAUCCUGAUUAAUCCUUUUUCUUUAUUGAGACUGUUUACAAUUUCCACUUACGAGCUUUCUUGAGAACAUCUCGAAAUCAAGUGGGCACUUACCGUUUGUUUCCUAAACUAACAGUUCAUGUAAAAUUUAUAUAAAAAUAAAUUAUUGUGGUGUAUUGAUGGCGGUGGAUGGAAACAAUCUUUAAUUUACAUGCAGGAUUGAAGUAUCCAAGGCCUUAAUCAA